Molecule: messenger RNA, 309 nt
Organism: Linum trigynum
Lineage: Eukaryota; Viridiplantae; Streptophyta; Magnoliopsida; Malpighiales; Linaceae
Source: the annotation of a GenBank genome assembly
AUGAAGGUUGUUGAAGCCAUCCAUACCAUGGGCAGUGGUGGGAUAGCAGGUUUGUUGAUGACAAGACCAGAAGUUCGACAGAGGUUUGGUGGUUCUGUUGAAGAUAAAGGGCAAAGCAGCACACAUGCUCCAUCUUCUCCUGAUGCUCCUGAAUUUUACAACUCUUCUUGGUGGGAAAAUGACAACUUGGAACGCAUGGAUGAAUAUCAGCUUAAGGUGUUGAAGUGCAUGACUGAGUCCAUGUUCAAUAAGUGGAAGGCACUGCUUGCAAGAUUGGAAAACUUGGAGCCCCAAUGUGGAGAGGAAUGA